Molecule: messenger RNA, 840 nt
Organism: Triplophysa rosa
Lineage: Eukaryota; Metazoa; Chordata; Actinopteri; Cypriniformes; Nemacheilidae
Product: UDP-glucuronosyltransferase 1A5-like
Exons: 1
Coding region: 1-840 (279 amino acids)
Molecular function (GO): UDP-glycosyltransferase activity
Source: RefSeq, a predicted model, not a curated record
AUGUCUGCUUUGGUUUUGCUCUUGUGUCUUUCCUGCCUGGGCUCAGUGCAGGCUGGGAAGUUACUGGUUAUUCCAACAGAUGGCAGCCAUUGGAUAGGAAUGAAGCCUUUGGUGGAAGAGCUUGGAAGUAGACGUAACCAUGUGGUCGUUGUUAUCCUAGAAGCAAGUCUGAGUAUGGGUCCAUCUGAUCAUAUUCUGACAUAUCCGGUACCCUACACCAAAGCCAAUCUGGAGGAGAGGGUAAAUGCAGGCAUUUCUAACCUUUUUAAUGCAGAUAUAUCUACAAAUCUAGGGAGGUUUAGAGGAUUUAUCAACACUAUGGAUAUGUUUAACUUUCUCACAUCACAGAACCUCGAGAGUGUGCUCUUUAAUAAGGAUUUGAUGAAGAAACUAAAAGACUACAACUUUGAUGCUAUUCUCACAGAUCUAUUUGACACCACUGGUGUUAUUAUUUGUGAAUAUCUCUCAAUUCCAGCCAUUUACACGCAAACAAGUCACCCUUGUGGAGUUGACAGUCUAGCCAGUCAAUGCUCAAGUUCGCCCUCUUUUGUUCCACAACCAUUAACAAAUUUUUCUGACCGCAUGAGUUUUUGGCAAAGCGGUGUUAACCUCAUAAGAACUUUGGUGCAGCCCAUGGGUUGUAGACAUUUGUUCACUAAUGCGAAUGAGAUUGCCUCACGUGUUCUACAGAGAAAAACUUCCAUGGUGGAGAUCAUGAGUUGUGCUGCUCUCUGGUUUAUGUGGGUGGAUUUUGCAUUUGAAUUUGCAAGACCUGUGAUGACCUAUGCGUCUUUGUUGAAGGACUGGAUAGCAAGAAACCGAAACCUCUGCCACAAGUAA